Molecule: messenger RNA, 4044 nt
Organism: Linum trigynum
Lineage: Eukaryota; Viridiplantae; Streptophyta; Magnoliopsida; Malpighiales; Linaceae
Source: the annotation of a GenBank genome assembly
GACGAAGCGCGACAAGCACGUCUUGUAUUACUAACUAUGACCUUUCCAUAAAAAGAGAAGAAGAAAACCUCAAUCACAAACAAACAAGAUAUCAUCGACAAUUCCAAACAUAACUUUUCUUGUUUGCCAGGAAGAUAACAUGCAUUCGGUCAAUAUUUUAAGUCCAAUACGUUAUUUUCUACGCCAGAAGAAAAGAUUCGUUUGGAUACAUCUUCCAGCACAAAUGGCCUUUCCUUUUUCUUUAUAAAGAAUUAAAAGGAAAGGAAAAUCUCUACCAAAAAAUAUAACAGUAACCCACACAAAGACCAGCGCCGAACAGCAUAAGACUAUCCUCUGUUCUGCUGCCAAAUCUUUCAUCCCUCUGAUCUGUUCGUUUCCUUCCUUCGUCUUAGUUGCUGAAUUCUGAGAUUAGCACUCUUCUAAGGUGAGUGUCUGUUCCCAAAGCUCAGACCUUUUCCGUUUACCAACUUCUCGUUCAUCUCUCUGUUCUGUUCCCACUGAUUUUCUGGGUUUAGUUUGUUAUACUUGUUCGUCGGCGCCUAUGUUGGAUCUUUGGGUUGGUAUUGUCAGUAGGGGUGAAAUGCUGACCCUUCUCCACUCUCCAUUCCUCUCGAUUACUUUCGUAUUUCCAUUUACCUAAAACAAUUCAAUCUUCACCCUUCAUUCUCGGCGAUUGUCGGCGAUUGCCGUCCGACGUCGACGCCCAGUCCUUCUUCUCCAACCGCAAGGACGAUUGCCUUCCUCGUCGGCCGCUAGGGCUUGGAGAAUCCCUUCACGAACCCUCCAACCCUCUCAACCAUUAACCCUAAAAGCUCGACUGAUUGUUGCGGUAAGUUUCCCCUCCUUCGCUGUGUUACAAACCUCGAUUGAUUGACCAACGAACCCCACUAGGGUUUUUUCUUUUCUUUUCUUUUCUUUUCAUUUUGUUUUGUUGUUACUUUCUUCUGAUCCUUUUGAAAACCCAAGAAAAGGUACGAUGGGGGAAUUUGAUUCCUUAUUGAGUGGGUUGUGGGCUGUGGAUGGCUGGCUGGCUGGCUGUUGUUGUAGUAGCAAUUGUCGUUUGGACUUUUGGAAGGAGGGUUUGGGAUUUGAGAUGAGGGAAAGGGAGUAAGGUGAGAAGAAGAGGAUGAUGAAAGCAAUUUGGGUCGAAACAGAAUUUCCCUUUCAAUUAAUCUAAUGGAACUAUUAUUACUCCAUCUAUAGUCUAUUAUAUUUCCUAUAUAUGUCCUUUCUGGUCUGUUCUUGUCCUUCUGGUUCUUCUCUCAAGUUCAUGGGCAUGUGGCAUACUUCAGAUCAUCCAUGUUCUUCUGUGUUUUUUGCUUUUAACCUUUCCUGGUUAUGAAUUUACCACUGGGUAUUUUCUUUAUGGCAACCCUUUACUGAUUCUCCUAUGAUACUUGGAAUGUAAAUUAAGUGUAGUAACUGGUUGCUAAUUUUGUGCAGUAACUUCCAGAACACAAAAAUUGUUGUUAUAUUGUCUCUAAGCAAAAUUGGUAUUGUCUAAUUCUUUCUUUCGGCUUGAUUUUUAGUGCGUUUGACUUGGAGUAUUUAGGUUGACAACCUUCAGAUCUGUAGCUUCGAUUGUUCGGCAUGGUCUUUGACUUAUUGUUUGUUUAAUGUGAUAUCUGAUACUUCUAGCGGCCUGUUUUGUUCUUACAGUUUGUGUGCAGCAAUAUUUCAUCAGGGAUGGCAGAGGAUAAGAUUGGAAUUGCCAAGGAUGUCACUGAGUUGAUUGGUAAAACACCAAUGGUAUAUCUCACCAAUGUUGUGGAUGGCUGCGUUGCUCGUGUUGCUGCCAAGUUAGAGAUGAUGGAACCCUGCUCAAGCGUCAAGGAUAGGAUUGGAUAUAGUAUGAUAGCUGAUGCGGAGGAGAAGGGUCUUAUCAAGCCUGGCGAGAGUGUCCUUAUUGAGCCAACAAGUGGAAACACCGGGAUAGGGCUGGCAUUCAUGGCAGCAGCCAAGGGCUAUAGACUUAUAAUUACAAUGCCUGCUUCGAUGAGUUUGGAGAGAAGAAUGGUUCUCAGAGCUUUUGGAGCAGAGCUUGUUCUUACAGAUCCGGCAAGAGGCAUGAAAGGUGCUGUUCAGAAGGCAGAAGAGAUCUUGGCAAAGACACCUAAUUCUUAUAUUCUGCAGCAAUUUGAGAAUCCUGCCAACCCAAAGGUUCACUAUGAGACCACAGGACCAGAAAUCUGGAAAGGCUCUGCUGGCAAAGUUGACGCCUUUGUGUCUGGGAUAGGAACUGGAGGAACAGUAACUGGUGUAGGGAAGUAUCUUAAGGAGCAAAACCCUAAUAUCAAGCUCUAUGGUGUAGAACCAGUUGAAAGUGCAGUGUUGUCUGGAGGAAAGCCUGGUCCACAUAAAAUCCAGGGCAUUGGUGCAGGCUUCAUCCCUGGAGUCCUCGAUGUCAAUUUGCUUGAUGAAGUUGUUCAAGUAUCAAGUGAAGAAGCUAUUGAGACAGCUAAACUUCUCGCCUUGAGGGAAGGAUUGAUGGUAGGAAUAUCAUCCGGUGCAGCCGCAGCUGCUGCAAUCAAGAUCGCGAAGAGGCCCGAGAAUGCUGAAAAGCUCAUAGUUGUGGUGUUCCCAAGUUUUGGUGAGCGUUACCUCUCAUCAGUGCUCUUCGAAGACGUGAAACGAGAAGCAGAGAACAUGGUGUUCGAGCCUUGAACCUGCCUCUGAUGUUGUUUGGCGAUGGAGUGCAUGGUUACUGAUCAGUACGGUCUCUGAUUUUAAUGCUCGAGGUUUCUCUAGACUCCAUUACCAUCUCUUUCUCUCUCUCAAAAAGUUUUUUUCUGUAGCAUUGACAUAAGGGUUUGUAUUAGUCAAUACUCAAUAACGGUGCCCGGAGUUGGCCGGCUUGGUGUUUCUGCUGGGUUUCUGAUCCUCUCCAUGGAGGGGAAAAGAAAGAGGUGCUUGAGAUAUGCAAAUACUGUCUUGGCUUGAACAUUGUGACCUGUGUCUUUUCCGCCAAGAACUUUAGAUACAAAGGUUAACGACGUUUGAAUAAAUAUAUGGUUGGUGUUGCGCGGUUGCGUCCGCAGACCGCAGCAGCCAUUAUAUUUGUGGACUGGCUGGCUGUGCAACGUCGGUUACGAUAUACUUUUUAGUAUAUUAUUAUAUUUCAUGAAUAUUUCCACUCACAGAUCACAUAUUUUUGAUAGCGGAAUGUGACCAAAUCGGAAGAUCACAUGUUUCAAUUUAUACGACAACAGAGUUUCGUCACUAGCAGUCAAACGCUUUCGAGAACACCACACGGGGCUUCGAGACGCAUCAAACUCGGAAUCUCACACAUAUCGUAACGACAUCGCUAUGCUAUCUUAUCAUUGGCCUGUUUAGAUAUAUACAAUUAAGUAUGGAGUUCAUGUUAGCGUUAGGGGUGUGCAUCGGUCCGAUAUUAAAAGAUAUAUUAGGACCAAUGACCAGACCAAUAGUGCUUCAAUAUUGAAAGAUAUAUUAGGACCAAGGACCAGACUAAUAGUGCAUUCGGUCCGCUUUGGUCCGGUCCAAAUGUCAAUUCGAUCCAUUUUUCUUCAGUAUCUAUAAAAUUCAUGGGACCAAGGAUCGGACCAUAUUAUAUUCGAUUUGGUGUGGUCAACUCCAAUCGUCGAUUUGGUCCGAUAUGGACCAACUCAUUGCGCACUAGCGUUGAAGAAAGGAAAGGGACCUGAGAAUUGAGAUUAUUAAUAAAUAAAUUAUGCUGAUCUUGUUAUCAGAAGUUGAAUAUUUUUAGAAAAGGAUCAUAAACUCCUCCUGGAACGUUCUCUAUGUUGGUCCCAAAUGUAAUCAGACCGGUAUUAACUAUUUAGCAAUGGAGGGGGUAUGAGCCACUGAGGAUCAACCACAUCUUAUUUUCUAUAUAGUCGAUAUAAAAAUAGAAUAUAUUUUUUUUUUCAAACUAUUUUUUCCUUAAGAAGUAUAUGAGAUUUCAUUCAUGGGUUGGGUUGGGGCGACCUAUAAGUACCACUAAUUUUAUAACCGUGUAAUUGAAGCAAAUUCAUAAGGACUUGAGUGCCACCCUUUACUUUGUAAUGAAUAAGGUCUAUAAUG